CUCCACAGUGCCUCUGACUCUCUAUCUAGUCUUUCCAGUUUGCUGGCCAGUAAGGUGGCUCGCGGUGCUCGUCUUGGUGGACGGAGGGAGCCUGGAAGCGUGAGCUGUCAAAAGGACUUGUGGACAGGGUCUGCUCCUCAGCAACAUGAACAAGAUGAAGAACUUUAAGAGGCGUUUCUCUCUAUCUGUUCCUCGCACCGAGACCAUUGAGGAGAAUGAAUUCACUGAGCAGAUCAACCAGCUCAACAUUCAGCACACUCAGGGUUUGACUCCCGACAGACUGGGUCCUCCCUCUCAUGAUGCCAGUCCCAUGAGCCCUGAACCCACCACACCAGGAGCUCAGUCUCCCUCCGAACUCCACUACAACAGCAAGGCCCAGCACAGACGUUUCUCCAUGGAGGAUGUCAGUAAGCGCAUGUCCCUGCCAAUGGACAUCCGCCUGCCUCCAGAGUUUCUGCAGAAACUGCAGCUAGAGAGUGAAAACUCACCGCUCAGCAAACCAUUCAGUCGCACGUCUCGACGCGCUUCACUGUCUGAUAUAGGCUUUGGGAAACUAGAGACAUACGUGAAGCUCGGCAAAUUGGGUGAGGGGACGUAUGCCACAGUGUUCAAAGGGCGAAGCAAAUUAACAGAGAACUUGGUGGCGUUGAAGGAGAUUCGACUGGAGCACGAGGAGGGAGCACCAUGCACGGCUAUCAGAGAGGUGUCUCUACUGAAGAACCUGAAGCAUGCCAACAUCGUCACGCUGCAUGACAUCAUCCACACGGACCGCUGCCUAACGCUGGUGUUUGAGUAUCUUGACAGUGACCUUAAACAGUACUUGGACAACUGCGGGAAUCUCAUGAGCAUGAACAACGUCAAGAUCUUUAUGUUCCAGCUGAUGCGUGGCCUGUCCUACUGCCACAAGAGGAAAAUCCUCCACAGAGACCUAAAGCCUCAGAACCUGCUCAUCAACGAUAAGGGCGAGCUCAAACUGGCUGACUUCGGUCUGGCCAGGGCCAAGUCCGUCCCCACUAAGACCUACUCCAAUGAGGUGGUCACUCUGUGGUACAGGCCCCCUGACGUGCUCCUGGGCUCUACAGAAUACUCCACACCCAUCGACAUGUGGGGAGUGGGCUGUAUCAUGUUUGAGAUGGCGACAGGUCGUCCCAUGUUUCCUGGUGCCACUGUGAAGGAGGAGCUACAUCUCGUUUUCAGACUCAUCGGCACUCCAACAGAAGACACUUGGCCUGGUAUCAGCAGUAAUGAUGAGUUUCGGUCCUACCUCUUUCCUCAGUACAGACCUCAAGCUCUCAUCAACCACGUUCCCAGGCUGGACACGGAGGGGAUUGACCUGCUGUCUGCUCUGCUGCUGUACAAUACCAGGAGCAGAAUGUCAUCCGAAGCUUCUCUGCGACACCCCUACUUCCUGACUCUGGGGGAUAACAUACACAAUUUGGCAGACACUAGCUCAGUGUUUUCCCUCAGAGAGGUGCAGCUCCAGAAGGACCCAGGCCACCGCACUUCUGUGUUUCAGCCUUUAACUCGAGGAAAGAACAGAAGACAAAGCAUCUUCUAGGUGACACACGGAUUAGGACGAGAGACACACAUUAAAGAGGAGCAGCCUUUACGGACCACAGCACUAAGGCCAUCACAGCUCCUCACAUUCACAAGCAUGCCUCAGUUACACACACGCACAUGCAAGUACACACAAACUUGUAUGUGCACUCACUCAUUUCUAUGGCAGCUGACUGUGGAGACACACAGGGUCUCUGCAAAUAACUUGCUUGAACUGCACUUGAAAUGACUGAGCUGAGACAAACACACAUUUGCAUACAUUUGCACAAUCAGCUACAAUUGUGCCAUUUCUCAGUGGCAGUAGAGACAGCAGAUAUUUAAGUAUCUUGCUGACACACACACAUUUCAAGGAAAGAACUGUCCACUAAAUAAAACUUCUUCAGAUAGGAUUAAUAUGUAUAAUUUCUGUACAUGCACACACCCGGUGUUCUGGCCAUCCACGGUAGCGACCACAUCUGGAACAUCAUCUACCUGUCAAUGUAAAGAAGUGUUGCUUGAACACCACUGGGUCAAACAAAAAGGAGAAUUGGGAUGCAAAUGGAAGUUGCUUCAGUUUUGUGUAAAAAUCUUCUGAGGUUACUUUCUUUUCAAAUAGUUUUGUCCUUAUUAUGCUUAGGCUUAUCUGUACACCAAAAGACACAAAGAUGUAGCUCAAAGGUACACUCUCUGAUUUUUGAUUUACCAUCAAAUGUUUAGAAUACAUUUGGUCUAAAUUAACUUUUAUGUUUUAUUAAUUAACUUUACAGACUUGCUUUAUGUACAUUUUUUGGUCUUUUUUAUAAAAAAAAGGGUUUCAAAGCCUUUU
This is a messenger RNA of Platichthys flesus (European flounder), 2362 nucleotides long. RefSeq names its product cyclin dependent kinase 18 (gene cdk18). Gene Ontology annotation, biological process: protein phosphorylation. The record is from RefSeq and is a predicted model, not a curated record. Lineage: Eukaryota; Metazoa; Chordata; Actinopteri; Pleuronectiformes; Pleuronectidae. Gene Ontology annotation, molecular function: protein kinase activity; ATP binding. Gene Ontology annotation, cellular component: nucleus; cytoplasm. The coding region runs from base 146 to 1558 and encodes 470 amino acids. The transcript is spliced from 16 exons.